This is a messenger RNA of Acanthisitta chloris (rifleman), 1416 nucleotides long. RefSeq names its product protein sidekick-2-like. NCBI's taxonomy places the organism in Eukaryota, Metazoa, Chordata, Aves, Passeriformes, Acanthisittidae. The annotation marks the transcript as partial. The record is from RefSeq and is a predicted model, not a curated record. The transcript has 10 exons.
AUGAUGUCUCCCCAUACUUCAAGACGGAGCCAGUGAGGAGCCAAGUGCACCUGGAGGGGAACCGCCUGGUCCUGACCUGCAUGGCAGAGGGCAGUUGGCCCCUCGAGUUCAAGUGGCUGCACAACAGUCGGGAGCUGACCAAGUUCUCCCUGGAAUACCGGUACAUGAUCACCUCUCUGGACCGCACACACGCCGGGUUCUACCGCUGCAUCGUCCGCAACCGCAUGGGAGCUCUGCUGCAGCGCCAGACCGAGGUGCAGGUGGCCUACAUGGGGAGCUUUGAGGACAGCGAGACGCAGCAGAGCGUGUCCCAUGGGGAGGCAGCUGUGAUCCGCGCCCCACGCAUCGCCAGCUUCCCCCAGCCACAGGUCACCUGGUUCCGGGAUGGAAGGAAGAUCUCCCCCAGCAGCCGCAUUGCCAUCACACUGGAGAACACUCUGGUCAUUCUCUCCACGGUGGCCCCAGAUGCAGGACGUUACUAUGUGCAGGCAGUGAAUGACAAGAAUGGGGACAACAAGACGAGUCAGCCCAUCACUCUGACUGUGGCCAAUGUGGGUGGCCCAGCUGAUCCCAUUGCACCCACCAUCAUUGUCCCACCCAGGAACACCAGUGUGGUGGCUGGGACCUCAGAGGUGACCAUGGAGUGUGUGGCCAAUGCCAGGCCACUGAUAAAGCUGCACAUCAUCUGGAAGAAGGAUGGGGUGCCCCUCUCCAGCGGCAUCAGCGACUACAGCCGCCGCCUCACCAUCCUGCACCCGGUGCUGAGUGACAGUGGCUACUACGAGUGUGAGGCUGUGCUGCGCAGCAGCAGUGUGCCUGCUGUGGCUGCGGGUGCCUACCUGUCUGUCCUGGAGCCCCCACAGUUCAUCAAGGAGCCAGAGAGGCACAUCACAGCCGAGAUGGAGAAGGUGGUGGCCAUCCCCUGCCAAGCCAAGGGUGUCCCCCCUCCCGAGAUGGCCUGGUACAAGGAUGCUGCCCUCAUCCACCUGGAGAAGCUGUCGCGCUUCCAGCUGCUGGAGGAUGGCAGCCUGCAGAUCAGUGGGCUGGUCCCCGACGACACCGGCAUGUUCCAGUGCUUCGCCCGCAACGCGGCUGGAGAGGUGCAGACCACCACGUACCUGGCUGUGACCAGCAUUGCCCCCAACAUCACUCGGGGUCCCCAGGACAGCACAGUGAUUGAUGGCAUGUCUGUCAUCCUCAACUGCGAGACCUCAGGGGCUCCUCGCCCAGCCAUCACCUGGCAGAAAGGGGAGCGGAUCCUGGCCAGUGGCUCCGUGCAGCUCCCACGCUUCACACUGCUGGAGUCAGGCAGCCUCCUGCUCAGCCCUGCACACCUGGCUGAUGCUGGCACCUACACCUGCCUGGCCACCAACUCCCGUGGCGUGGACGAGGCGUCUGCUGACCUGGUGGUCUGGG